Molecule: messenger RNA, 2531 nt
Organism: Ornithorhynchus anatinus (platypus)
Lineage: Eukaryota; Metazoa; Chordata; Mammalia; Monotremata; Ornithorhynchidae
Gene: ZNF821
Product: zinc finger protein 821
Exons: 6
Coding region: 227-1228 (333 amino acids)
Biological process (GO): regulation of transcription by RNA polymerase II
Molecular function (GO): RNA polymerase II cis-regulatory region sequence-specific DNA binding; DNA-binding transcription factor activity
Source: RefSeq, a predicted model, not a curated record
AAGAACUCAUUGCUCUAAUACCUAAAAGUGGGCAGAAAUCUGUGGGAGCCCUGUGGCAGUGUCUUCAGCACCGGACGUUAAUCAAUGACUCACGGUAGAAGAUGAGAUGAGGCACAAGCAGGUGAAGUGACUUCCCCAAGGCCACCCAACAGGUGACAGUGAGGGGGAUGAAGAGGAGACCACCCAAGACGAAGUUUCUUCCCACACGUCUGAGGAGGAUGGCGGGAUGGUGAAAGUGAAAAAAGAAUUAGACGGUGCAGAGCAGAAUGUUGGUGGGAAUGAAGUGGUUGGGGGACAGGAGGUUACUGAGAAUUUGAGCUCUGACCCUAUGCUUGCGCUCUGCCAGUGCCCCCUAUGUCAGCUGGACUGUGGUAGCCGAGAGCAGCUCAUUGCUCAUGUAUAUCAGCAUACGGCGGCUGUGGUGAGCGCCAAGAGUUACAUGUGCCCGGUGUGCGGCCGGGCCCUCAGUUCUCCGGGAUCGCUGGGCCGCCACCUAUUGAUCCAUUCAGAAGAUCAGCGGUCCAACUGUGCCGUGUGUGGGGCCCGGUUCACCAGCCAUGCCACUUUCAACAGUGAGAAGCUCCCAGAAGUUCUGAAUGCCGAGUCUCUUCCCCCUACCCACAGCGAAGGCCCCUCCGGCGCCGAGGGGAAGGACAUUGCCUUUAACCCCCCCGUGUACCCCGCCGGCAUCCUGCUCGUGUGCAACAACUGUGCCGCCUACCGCAAGCUUCUGGAGGCCCAGACCCCCGGCGUGCGGAAGUGGGCGCUCCGGCGGCAGAACGAGCCCCUGGAGGUGAGGCUCCAGAGGCUGGAGCGAGAACGCACGGCCAAGAAGAGCCGGAGGGACAACGAGACGCCCGAAGAGCGGGAGGUGAGGCGCAUGCGGGACCGGGAGGCCAAGCGCCUGCAGCGGAUGCAGGAGACGGAUGAACAGAGGGCCCGCCGGCUGCAGCGGGACCGCGAGGCCAUGAGGUUGAAGCGGGCCAACGAGACUCCCGAGAAGCGGCAGGCCCGGCUCAUCCGGGAGCGGGAGGCUAAGAGGCUCAAAAGGCGCCUGGAGAAAAUGGACAUGAUGCUGCGGGCCCAGUUCGGCCAGGACCCCUCGGCCAUGGCCGCCCUGGCGGCCGAGAUGAACUUUUUCCAGCUGCCGGUGGGCAGCGUGGAGCUGGAGAGCCAGCUCCUGGGCAAGAUGACCUUUGAAGAGCAGAACAGCAGCUCACUGCAUUGAGCCGGGACCACCCCCCCGCCACCCCCAGCAGCAAACAGAAACCCGGUCUCUGCCUGUCCGUGAGACUCCCCCUCCCCUCCAAUCCCACAGUCGGGGCGGCCCUUGGGUUCGGACCUCUCUUAGCCGGCACAGCUGCAGGUGGACCCGAGCUCCCCUUGCAUGCGGGAGGCGGGGACGGGUAGAGGAAGGGUCCGGCUCAGGCGGCGCUUGAGGGAACGGGCACCGGCAAGGAACCGGACGGACGGCCCGGCCCCUGCCUCGGGGUGGGCUCGGCGGCCCGUGGGGCCGCCCCGGGGCGGCCCGCCGUGCCGCGAGGGCAAAUAAAUUAAUUUUAUCUUCACCGAGUCCCCUUCCCUGCUUCUCUCUCAACUCCGUCCCGGGCCGAGGGGCCCGGCGUCGCGGCGGCUUCGAGAGGCCCCCCAGACCGAAGGGUGUCCUUUGCUUCCCGGGGUUUGGCCUCAGUCCUUCAGUUCGGAUAAUAAGUUUGGCUCGUAAGGCCACCCUCUGUCUUAGCUGCAGGGUGUUGAUAAAAUUCUUCUAAAGGCACUGAGCUGGGCUCGAGGGAAGCUUCCCCUUUCCCAUCACCAGGACAGCAGGAGACACAAAGGAUCUUUUCUCAGACCAGUGCUAUAAGGAACGUUUUAGCCCUGGGUCCCCCUGCCAAGGCCGAAAGAGGUAAAGGUGCUUCAGGAAAGGAGGCAGCAGCCGUCCUAACAUUCCCCGGCGAAAUCUAACUUGCUCACACCUUAAGUUACUGUCUUUCCAAAGAACAAGUUACCCACCCCUCCGGGGUUGCACCAUAAUAAAUACCGGCAGUGAUGAGGCCCACGUCAUCAACGGGGGAGUUGGGCGGCUGACUGGUGGGUGGGCAGGGAGAGAGAAUCGAUCUUCUCCCAGCCUCCAACGGGGUCCCACAACGGUUGGAGAGUCAGUUUUCUCCUGUCAGCGGAGGAACACAAGUGGUUUGGUUAUUUUUUUUCCCCCGGCCCCCAAAGUCUCUGGUCAUCUUCGGGUGUCCCGCCUGCAGAAGCUGCCCCAGAGCUUUUCAGAAAGAGACGGCGGAGGUCGGUAGCCCUUUCGCGUCUCCCAACGCUACUGCAAGCCAGUGGUCGAUACAGAGGGGUCGAUACGCCACAUCCGUUUUGCCCGGCCAGUCGGCUCUCCCGGUCCCAGUCGGUCCUUGCUGCUCUCCCACAAUCACACUGGACUUCCUGCUACUCUCCCCCUUAACCCCCUCAUCCUGUUUGGGCAUGAAGAAGUCUCCUUAAAACUCAGCUGAAAUAUAUAUAAAAAAUGUUGCUGA